This is a messenger RNA of Cladocopium goreaui, 859 nucleotides long. The record is from the annotation of a GenBank genome assembly. Lineage: Eukaryota; Dinophyceae; Suessiales; Symbiodiniaceae.
CGUUUGCAUGCCGUUGGCCGCGCACCUGAUCAUGCCCCAGCCAACCACAUGUACAUGUUCCAUACGGCUUCGUGACCGUCAUAUACCUCAAUGAGGCAAGCAGCAUGGCUUUCAGCUUCGGGCCUCAUGAGCCGCCAAGGCGUUGCUAUCAGCUCACAGCUGCAUCUCACUUAGCGGGUUUCACGGUGCUUGCGCAAAACCAGUGCACAGUUUGGUUUCCCAACUAUUUUGCUCAGCCAGCAGGUCGUUUGACAGUAUCAAGAAGAAAGUCCGUUGUGCCCUACAUAUUCCAAGCCUUCUCUUUCGAGUCGGCAGGCCUCAAGACAGCUGGAGUGACUGGAGGAAGGCCAGCUUUGACCUUCUCCUCAAAGAGCGAGUCGACCAAGGAGCUAAGUUUUGCGCUGCCAUCUUCAUCCCAGAGCCCUUCCUGGUUGUCAGGACAUGGAGACCAUUCAAGGGUCUGAUGAGGUUCGCGUGUGCCCACAUGCACGGCUCUUCCUGGCCAGGCCAGCGCGACUUGAGCUUGAACUUCCCUGGUCAGAGGAUCCGGGCAAGAAGCCGCCUUGCAGCAUCAGUUGGAGGUUUUUUUGGUGAGGCACUGUCAAACCCGGGAGCUGUGCAGCCUGGACAGCGGUCCGCACUUUUCGAUAUCCGCUGGCCCUCAGCUGCACCUCUUUCAACUUCGAAUUCGGGAGACCAGCUGCGAGGUUGAGAAAACGGCUAUGCGUUUGCCAAUGCAGGGAUUAUCCCAGUUUCUGGUGUGACACCUUCGAGCAAGUAGUCCUGGCAAACCAGGCCUGCAGCGGAUUGGAAUGAUUGGCGGCCUUGGCGACAGCAUGGGGUCUAGCACGAAAAAAGG